Prorocentrum cordatum is the source of this 1102-nucleotide messenger RNA. The record is from the annotation of a GenBank genome assembly. NCBI's taxonomy places the organism in Eukaryota, Dinophyceae, Prorocentrales, Prorocentraceae.
AGUCCCGUGCCCUGAAGCACGAGGAGAUCCACCAGGAGAUGUUGAACAAGAUCGACCAGAACGCGCAGGAGGCCGAGAAGAUGAUGCGGACGAGCGAGGCCGAACUCGCGAAGCAGGACGAGGAGCUGAACAAGGGGAACCAGGACCGCAUGGACUCUCUCGAGCGCCACUACGCGAACGUCGCGAAGGAGACCGCGAAGCGCCUGAACGCGCUGGACCUCCGUCUGAGCGGGCUGCAGGGGUCCAGCGGCGAGCUGAAGCGGGACUCCGGCAAGCUCCGGGACGAGGUUAACAACCUCACGGUCAAGAGCGCGGCGCACGACGUGGACAUCGGAAAAUGCAGCGACGAUCUGCGCAAGCUCGAGCGCCAGCGCGCGGAAGACUCGCAGAGGCACAAGCAGGACAUGGACGGUGUCUACGAGGAGUUGGACCAGAAGGUGUACGAGAAGAGUUUUAAGUCGCUCGAGGAUCUGACUACCAAGUUGACACGCGGCACUGUGAAGCUUUGCCAGGUGGUCGGCGUGUUUCCCGGUGCCAGGGUAAACGACGGCAGCGAGGAGGAGCUUGAUGUGGACGUUGAGUUGCUGAACUGGGAGGACUGCGCGCAACACCUCACCGCCCGCGUGGAGAAGACGUGGCGGCAGCUGUCGUCGCAGAAGUACCGCAGCAUCCUCGACCUGGUGAGCAAGAAGGCCGACCACUCGGUGCUGCGCCUCCUCCAAAUCUCCCAGCAGCACAUCGAAAGCCAGCUGGACCGCGUCCGCCAUGAGCGCGAGCUGUGGAAGGAGGUGGUGGACAAGCGCGCGCAGCAGCCGAUGCAGCUGGCCCUUUCGCUCAAGGACCCGUCCACGGGGCAGCCGAUGCCGCCAGGCGCCGGCAUGAUGGGCAACCAGGGCAUGAACCCGAUGAUCGGGUACGGCCCGCGCUUCGACGGCUCCGACGGGCUCCCGCCCGUGCCGAUGGGCGGCACGGCCCCGAUGGGCGACCAGACUGGAGGCAUGAUGAAGGGGGCGUCGCCGCUGGCGAAGCGCAUCGCGCGGCCUGCGGGCACCCCGCCGCAGAAGGCGUGAGGUGCGUGGCGCGCGGCGUGCACGGCCCCUGC